Amoebophrya sp. A25 is the source of this 4320-nucleotide messenger RNA. NCBI's taxonomy places the organism in Eukaryota, Dinophyceae, Syndiniales, Amoebophryaceae. The record is from the annotation of a GenBank genome assembly.
AUGUUUACGCUGGCGACCACCCUUCUGAAUGUCACAACUUUUUUUGCUGGAGCUCUCCUAGACUCCCUAGGACCACGAAAAGCAGGCAUGAUCGCCGUGAGCUGCAGCGCCUUAGGCUCGCUGCUCUUUGGAUCGGGAUUUUACUACUUAAGGCUUACCACAUUACAACCUCCACUUACAUCCUGGACCUUUUUUCAAGUACAACUCCGAAAAUAGAGCAAGGAUGUUCAUCUCAGGACUGCAAUGUCGCAAUCUUUAAACUACACCGGUUUCCAGGUGAUGGCUGUAGUUGGACCACUCGUGUACAUGUGCACCAUCAGCUUCGCGAACUUGUAUCCACGAAAUGGUGGUCUGAUCACUAGUGCAUGCGUCGGAGCGUUCGACGCCAGUAGCUGCAUUUUCGUGCUUCUGAGCAUCCUGAUGAGUGUGUUCCCCUUCAACACCGUCUUCCAGGCCUAUUCGUUAGUCGGCUUUACCUUUGCUGUGUUGUUCUUCUUCGUGUAUCCAGACACGCCAAUAGAAGCAGAGAAAGACGAGGUUAAGGCACCAUCUAGGACGCCCUUAUGGCAGUCUGCACUGAGCUUUGUGCGAGAUUACUUGUAUUGUAUUGUAUACUAGAUGGUAAUAGCAGGGAUUGAAGAGAUCUUCGAUGUUGAUUUUCUUGCACUUUGUCUUCUGAAACAACUCCGAUUGUUGAUUCAUAAUGGUUUACGCUCUAACAAGAAGAGUCCAGCAGACGAAACGAUUAAAAGUCCGGAGGCGAGGAAAAGCAUAGAUCGUGGUGAGCCACACAUUAGACGGACGAGCUCGCCGUUGCCUGAUGGAACAUCGCUAGUGAUUAACGUCAUCGAUAUCGAUCAGAUAACACCAAAAAGAUCCUCGGCCAAUGGAACUUCAAGCCCUUUUCCUGCAGAAACGGGCUUCUUAUGUAAAAAAGCUGCACUAAUUCUUUUUCAAUAAAUGAUGUCACUGAUACACAUUCAUUGUCGCUAUGCCAGUCCUUGAUGUGGGAAAAACCUUUCCCUAUUAAAGAGUGUCACAGUCAUCCCCACUGUGCUUUUUCUCUCUCCAUAUGAUUCUCCACUUUACCCUUUCAUAACCCCUUUCCACAACGAAACAACAAAGAAAACUCAAGGAUGCGCCAGACGAAGCCGCUCGGACCAUGGUAGAUUCUACAAUGCUUAUGGCUACGAAGAGUUCUGUAGCAUGAUUACUCUAGAAGAACUAGAAGGUGUCAACAUGUUGAUCCUCAUAGAUACUGAACGCAUCUUCAUCGCAAUGAUCCUCUAUCAUCUCUAAUGCCCAGCAUGCAUCACCUUCAGCGUCGCCUUGUAGAAGUCCUUCCAAUUCCAGAGUCCCUUCGAAAAAGAGCUCUCCUCUCAGUAACUGGUCUUGGGCCUCUGUGUUGCAGAUAGAACGCGGCCAAUACGCGGUAUACGACGGCUUGUCUCUGACAGAACAAGUCUCUUCCGUGGAUUUUCUCCUCUUCGCGUUUGCCGCGAGCUGUUACAUGGUCCGGCUCAAUUUCUUCAUCGAGAGUGUGCCACUGCAGAUGAACGAAUUCUCUACGUCAUGGGAACAAGCGGAUAAUAGGACGCACUUGUUCUCAAUCAUUUUGCCGGCUGCAGGUAGUUUGUUUUGACCAAUUUCAACGUUCUUUUGUUGAGAUGGGUUCAUCAUCUUUUACAGUUAUAUUUAAGGAUCGGUUAGCCUGGAAAAUGCAUCCUGAUCGAAUAGAAUUGCGAUAGCCUCCUUCUAAGGACCACAACUACUCUUCUUAAGGGUAGGUUAAAGGUGCUUUUCUUACCGCUUUUUAUGCCUCUCCUAAGGGAGAAAGGCAUAAAAAGCGGGGUAAGCAAGCACCAAAAGCCUACCUCUAAUCUUAUCACUCCCACUACACACACAUCUCCACAUAGCAGGUAUCGUCGGCGUUCCCCUGAUCGGUUUUAUCACUGAUCAGUGUGGUAUGUGCGCGUCUUGGGCAACGCUGUGGGUUCUCUUUCUUCUCUUCGAGUGUUUCGAGGAAGCUGGUUACGAGCUAACAGCGUUCUUUCUCAUCUCCUUUGCUCGACCACUUUUAAGGCUACUCAUAAGUAUUACUUCCCUCUCGUACGUAGUCCAUCUUGUAUAAUCUUUCUGUCUCUACUAUUUAGGGAUCGAUCAUCCGUCCCUCAUCAAGCUCCCUACCUACUAGAAGUCGGAUAAUAUUGAUAUUCUUGUUGAAGGAGGACGAUCUCAAGGAGGGACAAACUAGAGGCACGACCUCUAACACUCUUGUACACGAUGAUUGCGGUGUUUUCUUCUAGGCGUUUCGGGUUUGCCUCGUUUGGGAAACUGUACGGUGCAGUGAUGAGCAUCGCUGGCAUCGUGAACAGCUCGCAAUAUUACCUGCAUCUACUGUUAUGUGCUCAAAUGUGAUGGACCGUAAUAUGCUCUACUGUUAUGUGAUGUGCCGCAAUGUGCUCGCUUGUGAUGGACCGUAAUGUGCUAACUAUGGAGCACCAGCACUUGAACUUGUGCUGUUUAGAUUCUCCUCUAAACCCUGUCCUCCAGAAGUUCGACGGCGAUUACAUUCCUGUAAACCGCUGCCUUACGGGAGUGCAAUUUUUGACAGUCUCCUUGCCACUGUAUCUCUUAUGGGAUGCAUGGAAGCGAACCCUCGGAUCAUCUGCAGGGUCACGCGAUAGUGGGAAAGGAGAUUUCCGACUGUCAUCGAAGUCGUUGGCCACUCCACUGCUGGAAACUCCUGGUUCCUUACAUAGUUUGGGCUCGCGACGGGGGUCUGUCAGGGUGUCGUAAUCUUGCUUGCUGCGACAUCAGGAGCCCGAGGUGAUGUGCAUGUGGGGCAAUAACCACGACAAGUAUGCUUCUGAUUAGAGUUCUAAGUGGUUCUUGGGUGCAUGAGGUGUAAGCAUGUGCACUAAUUAGUAAGGGCAGCUAAUAUGAAGAUCACGGGUCUGAAAAUUUUUGGCAGUCUAAGUGGCAUCAGAGGACAUUGUCAUGUGAAGUCUGUGUCAUCCUCUUCGUGUCUAGUCUUUGCAUGUUGUGUCUACAGUAAUUUAUCGGAAUUUCUUUUGAAGAGGAAGAACCAACCUACUUUAUGCAUCGAUUGCACAGAAGGAACCUCUCGCGCGAUAUUAACUAUGCUCAGGGGGCAUCCAUUCUUUCCUUGUACGCUUUAGAGGACUUUUUCUAGUUAGUCGCUCAACACAAAAAAGUUAGUACUAUGAUGUCUGUGUAAAAAGAAAAUGAAUAGCAUUGUCAACAUUCUAAUUCUGAUCAUUUUUUUUCUCUUUUUUUAUCAUCAUUUUUUAUGCCUUGGAUUUUCUCUUGACCUACUUUUUACACGAUUUAUUUUCACGAUUUAUUUUGGUUCCAACUCCAAGGAGGGAAAGAACGAAAAAUGACAUAGAAGGACAUCACUUGUCCUUGUCGAGCCUUUCUGUGUGCAUGUUUGUUAUUUGGCUAUCGACAGACGACAGCAUGUCUGAAAUCUCCCAAUGUCCCAAUCCAAAUAGGUUGUCUGUCAGCGAUCUCAUGUAACCUUAACCAUUGUGAAUAGAAAAACAUAUGACUUCAUAUGCUCCAUGACAUGAUGCUGACCAAAACCAACAUCUGCGUAACUGUACGACGUGUAUCAGCUUCUAGUGUGCUCGUUAUUCUUGGGUUUUUUUUUCUAUACUAGUAGUGAACAGAUUGUCUAUUUCAGGUAGCAGGUCCGUCUUCGGGUCCACAACAUAUAUUUUGAGUGGAGUACCGCACAAAGAAGAACUUAUUCAUUGCAGUUUUACUUAACGAAACAAGAAGAAGAACUACAACUACAAUAUAAUGAAAAUGCUAAUGCUUCACUGCUUCAUCUACUUACACUUUCAGUUGUGGUAAAAACAAUCCAUUUCCAUUAUUCAAUCCAAAUUUACAACAUCUACUUACAUUUUUUUAUCAAGUUAAAAGUCAAUCAUUCAACGUCAACAUCAACCAUGGUCCCCACUUCCAUCCAUUUAACUAUUCCACUCAAUCAUCAAUCUCCAUUUAUUUUCAACCUCCAUUUAUUUUGUCUGUCAUUUUGAUUCGGCGCUGUCACUCGCUGUUACUUGACAAGAUCAAGAAGAGACAUGAAACUUUUUCUCCAGCAGUAGACCCUGAUCACCUGGUGAUGAAAUAUACGAUAUACAAUCAUUCGCCACUUGAUGAGCCAUGAGUGAAUGAGUCGUGUCUACUUGGAAUAUUCUUGAUAUUUUAUUAAAAAGAUGAACCGCCUGUCGUGCUUGUAAAGAAUUAGCUUCUGCGUAUGCCUGCGUUGUAUUAUGCCCGUAUCACAAG